CGCUCGGGGCGCACUUCGCGCAAGCGCAUCACCUCUGUUUGUCGGUUCCUGAAGAGGGAGGAGGUACGGUCGAAGCCAAGACCUAGGCCGAGCCGUAGCUGUCCAGACUUGACUCGGGCCCAGAACUAGGCUCCAGGCUCGCGCGGACCGUAGGACCCUGGAGUGGAUGGAGUAGGCCCAGCCCUGAGAUCAACACCAGCCCAAGCGCCUGGCGCGCAGCCCACGGGGCGGGCAGGCAGGCGUGCCGAAACCGCCCAGGGCCUUCCCUCAGGUCCCCGGCGAGGGGCCUAGGCCCCGGCCCCGCAACCUGUACCGGCUCGGCCCUUUGGGAGCGGAGCCGACCCGACCAGACGUGGAGCCUUCACCGGGGCCAUAGGCCAGUGAUUAGGCCGAGCCUGGGCCUCCCGUCGGGGCCGAACUGGGACGAGGCCCCGGGGAGGCCCCUAGCCCACUAAACCCUUCCCUCAGGCCGACGCCCGCCGGGAAGAUGCAGCGCGCCCUACCGGGCGCCCGUCAGCACUUGGGGGCCAUCCUGGCCAGCGCCAGCGUGGUGGUGAAGGCCCUGUGCGCGGCGGUCCUCUUCCUCUACCUGCUGUCCUUUGCCGUGGACACGGGCUGCCUGGCUGUCACCCCAGGCUAUCUCUUCCCUCCCAACUUCUGGAUCUGGACCCUGGCCACCCAUGGGCUGAUGGAACAGCACGUGUGGGAUGUGGCCAUCAGCCUGGCCACCGUGGUGGUGGCUGGACGUCUGCUAGAGCCCCUCUGGGGGGCCUUGGAGCUGCUCAUCUUCUUCUCAGUGGUGAACGUGUCUGUGGGGCUUCUGGGGGCCUUCGCCUACCUCCUCACCUACAUGGCCUCCUUCAACUUGGUCUACCUUUUCACCAUCCGCAUCCACGGCACCCUGGGUUUCCUAGGUGGUGUCCUGGUGGCACUCAAGCAAACCAUGGGAGACUGUGUGGUUCUGCGAGUGCCCCAAGUGCGCAUCAGCGUGGUGCCCAUGCUGCUCCUGGGGCUGCUGCUGCUGCUGCGGCUGGCCACGCUGCUCCACAGCCCAGCACUGGCCUCUUACGGCUUUGGGCUGCUUUCCAGUUGGGUGUAUCUUCGCUUCUACCAGCGCCAUAGCCGGGGCCGAGGGGACAUGGCCGACCACUUUGCUUUCGCCACCUUCUUCCCUGAGAUCCUGCAGCCCGUGGUGGGGCUGUUGGCGAACUUGGUCCACAGCCUCCUGGUGAAGGUAAAGAUAUGCCAGAAGACGGUGAAGCGCUAUGACGUAGGGGCCCCGUCCUCCAUCACCAUCAGCCUCCCAGGCACAGACCCUCAAGACGCAGAGCGGAGAAGGCAACUGGCCCUGAAGGCCCUCAACGAGCGACUGAAGAGAGUGGAGGACCAGUCCGUCUGGCCAACCAUGGAUGACGAUGAAGAGGAGGCUGAGGCCAAGGUGGACAGCCCCCUGCCCUCAGAUAAAGCCCCCACACUCCCAGGGAAGGGGGCUGCCCCAGAAUCCAGCCUAAUCACUUUCGAGGCAGCUUCCCCGAAGCUGUAACUGCAGACCACCUUGAGUAUAGCACCUGCUCUCCCAAGUUCCCCUUGACACCCUCAGCUACUCCAGGGCACUGCUCUAAGGAGAGGGAAGAUGGCCUGCUGGGGCUUCCCACAGCCUUCUGCUAUUUCUCGCCAACACUACCCAGGACUCUUGCUACCUGGUUCCAACUCCAGACAACCACUAUGUCAGGCAUGGGACCUCCAAAGCAUCAGCCAGCCCAGGCCAUCUGGGGUAAGACUGUACCUCAGCAAGCAGCCGAAGCAAGUGACUGCAGAGACACUGGUGCCACAGCGCCUGGGCCAGCCCUCACGCCUGAUACUGGUUGCCGAGAGCCCUGAGCCAAGGCAAGGAUUUGCCAAAAAACGUUCUGGGGGGUCCAGCCAGUGCAGGAGCCAGCACAGGGCUGCACAUCCCCGCCCAUCCCCAGAAGAACUAUGUUCAUGUCAAGAUUUCUGGUUCCCUCUGCUGUGGCCAUGGCUGAAAAGCCACAGCUCCCAGAUAUUUUCUACAGGACCACUUGAGUGGGCAGCCAAGCCCAGCCGUGCAGUAUCAAUAAAGCAGUUCUUUGAGAUACGA
Molecule: messenger RNA, 2119 nt
Organism: Hipposideros armiger (great roundleaf bat)
Lineage: Eukaryota; Metazoa; Chordata; Mammalia; Chiroptera; Hipposideridae
Gene: TMEM115
Product: transmembrane protein 115
Exons: 2
Coding region: 488-1543 (351 amino acids)
Biological process (GO): retrograde vesicle-mediated transport, Golgi to endoplasmic reticulum
Cellular component (GO): Golgi apparatus; membrane
Source: RefSeq, a predicted model, not a curated record